Anguilla rostrata (American eel) is the source of this 4360-nucleotide messenger RNA. RefSeq names its product MOB kinase activator 2-like. Gene Ontology annotation, biological process: signal transduction; positive regulation of protein phosphorylation. Gene Ontology annotation, cellular component: cytoplasm; nucleus. Lineage: Eukaryota; Metazoa; Chordata; Actinopteri; Anguilliformes; Anguillidae. Bases 369 to 1076 code for a protein of 235 amino acids. Gene Ontology annotation, molecular function: protein kinase activator activity. The transcript is spliced from 5 exons. The record is from RefSeq and is a predicted model, not a curated record.
CACCCCACCGACAGGGAGACACAAAUAGAAGAGGAGAGUAGCAACACAUGUGCUCUCUCUCUCUCUCUCUCUCUCUCUCACUCUCUCACUCACUCACACACACACACACGCGCACUCUCACACAGGCACACGGAGCUCAGGAAGAGGACUGCUCAGCACCCGCCUUCUCACCGCCUCGGCCCAUCCUGGAGGACUCUGAACUCGGCUGACGGUUUCAUUUCGGUUCGGCCCGAACGGGGACACGGGGGAGAUCUGCGUAAGCCUGCAAACCGCGCCCCCUCCCCCCCACCCCACCCCACCCCACCCCCCUCUCCCUCUGAUGGGGAGAGAAGCCUCCCUGCUCCCGGUGUUCCACUUCUCCCCUGGUCAUGGGUGGCUGCCACAGCUAUGGUCGCACCAGGAAGGCAGUCCCCUCCAAAAAGAGAGUGGAGUUCUCCGACGUCGACGCGCACAAACUAAAAAACAACAAUACCCAGACUGUCCCUUACCUGGUGGAGAAACCGUACCUGCUGCAGGGAUACGUUUCGGAGGGCAUCGCCGACAUGGACAUAGAGACCCUCUCCGCGCUUCCAGUUGGACUCGAUGAGGCGGAGUGGAUGGCCACCAACACCAUCGCCUUCUUCAAGAACAUCAACCUCUUCUCCGGCGCCGUGUCGGAAUUUUGCACCACCAAGACCUGCCCCACCACCAGGGGCCCCGGUGAUGUGACGUACUACUGGAGCGACGAACAGGGGAAGAAAGUGAGGUGUUCUGCCCCGCUCUACACCGACUACACCAUGUCCUACAUCCACGAGCUGCUGACGGAUGAGGACGUGUUCCCCACAGGUGCAGGUACCGCUUUCCCCAAAGGCCACGUGUUCCUGGUGCAGAGGAUCUUCCAGUACCUGUUCCGCACGCUGGCGCACCUGUACUGGGCGCACUUCCGGGACGUGGUGCGGAUGGACAUGCACCCGCACCUCAACACGCUCUUUGCGCACUUCGUCACGUUCGGCCGCGAGUUCCGGCUGCUGGAGCCGGCCGAGACCGCCCCGCUGGAGGACCUCAUCUCCGCCCUCUGCUCGCAUCACCGGUUCUGAACCACACCCCCCACGGAGAGCAGGGGGGGGGGGUACGGGGGUCCGAGCGCCUCCCCUACCGCAGACUGAAAAAGGGGCAGGACUGUUGAGCCUGGCCCAGAAUCCCUCUCCCUCUCUCUCUCUCUACCUACCCAGAGAGCUGGAUCUGAACUCGUCGGUCGAUUGGUUCGGCCUCUCCCCCACGCCCGUCUUCUCCCUCCCGUCAGGAGAACGUGAUUUGAGGAAGGAGAGAGAUGGCCAUUCCAGAACUUGAUCACGCGCCUUCACUCUGCAUAGCCAAAACGAGAGGAACCAGAAGACUGAACUGCAAGCAGGCCACGGUUCAUUCUGGUCUGACUGAACUACAAGCAGGCCACGGUUCAUUCUGGUCUGACUGAACUGCAAGCAGGCCACGGUUCAUUCUGGUCUGACUGAACUGCAAGCAGGCCACAGUUCAUUCUGGUCUGACUGAACUGCAAGCAGGCCACGGUUCAUUCUGGUCUGACUGAACUGCAUGCAGGCCACAGUUCAUUCUGGUCUGACUGAACUGCAUGCAGGCCACGGUUCAUUCUGGUCUGACUGAACUGCAUGCAGGCCACGGUUCAUUCUGGUCUGAAAGCCUACCCCAGAAAGACCUGAGAGAUCACACACAUCUACAGGACCUCAAAGAAAGCCGUGGUGGUUACGUGUCACUUACCACAUUUUAAACUCCCAACACACCCGGCGAUACUGGCUGUGCGUAGCCAUUCAUGUUCACUCAUGCAUUCAUACAUACCUUCACAGAGUCAUGCCACACUGAUGACACGUCCCCGACACGUAGACCCGAGGUAUCUUAGCGACGGGGGUGGUCAGCCAACCGAAGGACAACAAGCGCGUUGGUGGACUGCGUCAGUGGGGAAGGGUGAUUCAGAACUGCAGUUCCGUGGUUGGCCACAAAGUGAAAGGAAUUUGGAUUGUACCUUGGACUGUACCAAGGCGGGGAAGGAGAUGGAACCCCCCUGCUCACAGCAGCUUGAGUCACUCCAAGUUUUGCAAUAAGAAGGUUACAUUAGUUUGCGCAGACCACAGUGUUUCCUGCUAAGCACUGUGGGAGUCCCAUCUCUCUGGCGCAUCCACUACAGUCUCCCGCCAGUGAGGAGGGAGGUAAGGAGGUGACAGGCAGCAGAUCGGAAGAUUACAGCGUGUGUCGACACCGAAUGCCACAGCUGACCCAACUGGAUUCUCCUGCCGCGACGCAAUUCGCUCCUCUUCCUUUUUUUCUGGUUCCAGGUGAAAAACAACAAAAAAAGAAACGCCCAUCUCCGUUCUCUCAGGUCCUGACAAGUCACAUACUCCAGACCCAGAACCAUCCCAUGGCCUGCUCCUGCGCGUGGCCCAAACCAGAAACCCGACCCCUAGCACCACACCCGUACCGUCGUAUGUGAAUUAAGUUAUUACCAUGUAUAGUGCUUUUUCAGCAGGCGUUUGAAGUCUGAGCAUUUGAAUGUUAAGAACCAUGUCAUAAAUGAACACCUAAUACAGUAUGUACAGUAUCACAGUAUCUUUUAAAAUUGUACAACAAUAGUACACAGGCAGCAACAAAAAAAAAAAAAAAGUUUGGUUUCUAUACUGUACCAUUUCAUAAUAUCUGUAUCAUCAUAUCUAUAUCUAUAUCAGGAGCUGAAUGAAAUGUGGUCAGCCACAGCAAGGUUAACUUUUAAUUUGCCGUUGCUUUUAAUUACUUCUGAAGUGUGCGAAGUAAUUUCACAGUUGAUCUCGCAGCAGAUGACCCCGUGGCCGUCCACUUCCUUGGAAACCACAUUGCUUUGAGCUGUAACUGCAUGCCAUUUAAAAUGGUCUGACAGACAGAGCAUACAUCUUGUUUUCUGUCAGUUUUUACAUCGCAGUAAUACCUAGCGAUCCAACUGCUUUAGCACGACUUAGCACGUCAUAUUUUCACGCAUUCAUAAUCAAAAUCCAAUCGCAGUGGAAUUUCUGACCCCAGAGGCCAUGCAGAUGAAUGUUUCCAUAUGUGAGGCAUUUUUUUAUUUUAAUAUCUGGGUCUGAAUGAUACAGGAGAUGUCAGUGAGGGACAUGAAGAAGAAGUAUGAGCGAAGCAUGUGACCUCUGAACUGGAUUCUGAUCUUUGAGUGCAUCAGCCACCAACCGAAUGUACCCAUAACCACUGAUCCCAAAUGCAAUUUUACCAUGUUGAACUUGGGGGGGGGGGGGGGAACUAUUAAAUAAAAGAGAGAUUAUUUUCUAUUUCUGUGAAAUAUUCACAUAUUAGUUAUUUCCUGAAUGGUUAAGUAAAAGGUAACCCUUAGACAUUCCCUGUUGCUUUGUGGUCCUCUGACCUUUUAAACUAUCCGGACGGGCUGAUCUCUUGUGCUGUGCUUGUCCCCAACCUAUCCUAGUGAGAUAAGGAUUCAUGCGCAAAGUAAAUAACUCGUUGAGUAUGUGUUCUGCUCCCCAAAAAACAAGGUCAAAUCUCACCUUUCAAGGUGAAAAUAUAUAAUUAUGGUUCUUAUAUAUUAUAUAUCUUUGGACAUUUCAUUAAAAUUUUACAAGCCACUAAUGGAAUGAAUGCAACUGAAAGUGAAACUCCACAUUAAUGCUCCUUCAUGCCACUGGAAAGCACGCAAAGAAUCCCAUCCAGUGGUCGCGUCUCCCCCCAGUGUGAACUCUUACGGUCUCAGUUUAAAGGUCAGAGGGAUGUUUUAAUGCCACAGCAAUGUGUUAGUUUUUUUUCUGAAUGCAUACCAUGCAUCACAAACCCAGGUUUAAAAACAUGAGCCAACCGCAUGCAGACGAGCACGCGUGUGGGUGGCAGACAAGCAGAACCUCACACAGAAACACACAGACAGGCAGACGCUCGCCCACAAAUGUACACACACACACGCCCACAAAAGUACACACACUUACACGCCCACAAACGCACACACACUCACACGCCCAGAAACUUACACACGCUCACACGCCCACAAAUGUACACACACACACGCCCACAAAAGUACACACACUUACACGCCCACAAACGCACACACACUCACACGCCCAGAAAUGUACACACACUCACACGGCCACAAGCGUACACACACUAGCACAUGCGCAUCAUGCACCUAACACUGUCCGCACACAGGUUCACACAAAAUCACGGCAACACUGGAGAUAUUUAAACCCAGGAUGUUUGUUGUUUAAUCCUAAAAAAAAUAUAUAUUACAUGAUUGACAACAUAACCCGGUUCAGGAGAUUUCUGGAAAAAAAAAAAACAAGAAAAAACAAAUGUACAAAAAAAAAAAAAAAAAGAAAGAACACAAGAAAUA